Arvicanthis niloticus (Nile rat) is the source of this 796-nucleotide messenger RNA. The record is from RefSeq and is a predicted model, not a curated record. Lineage: Eukaryota; Metazoa; Chordata; Mammalia; Rodentia; Muridae.
AUGGACCACUGCCCACGCAAUCCGAGGCUCCUGGGCGUCCGGCUUGGAAUGAGCUCUUUGGCCCCUGGGGUUCAGGUCAACGCUCCCUAUCUCAUUCUUCAUGUAGCAUCUACGCAUCCUCUGGCGUCAAGUGCUGAUGACGUCAUCCCGGCGCUCCACCUCGCCCCCUGGCCGUGUCGGCCUGGUUCACGUGGGUUUGUCCGGCUCUCCCCGCCCCCUCCCACCUGCGGGGGGCGGAGGCCGGACGGAGGGGGCGGGCCCGAGCUGAAGGAGGCGUGGCCUGGGCGGGGUCGCAGGGCGCGGCGGCAGUCAGCCGGGCUGCAUACAAUAGCCAGGCUGCGACCGGGGCCGAAGGUACCGCCGCACGGUGGGCGCUCCUCAUCGCUCCCCCAUACCUCCCCGACCCACUGCACCUCUAGGCUGCGCGGAGUCCUCUCCGCUAUCACCGGGUCUUCGCAGUCGCCCGUGCCCCUUCAGAGCCCGCGCUCUCCACAGUCUCCUCAGAGUAGGCUCCCCUCAGCGAGCGCACCCCGCCCCCUCAUAGUCCCGGCGGGCGCGCCUCCCGCUCCCCGCGGCCCGCAGCGUCCCGCCCUCCAGACCCCGGGCCUGAAGGAACCCGGCGCGAGCGGUGUGAGGAGAACGCGGGGCGGCCGCCCACGCACACUCCCGCGCUCUCUCCGGGUUUGGCCGCCGCCAGGAGGAGGAGGAGCGGAGCGAGCGCAGAAGCUUCUAUCUUGUUUGAAACAAGGACUCUUGUUUCUACUGCUGUGCUGCCAUAAACUGGACUAGCUAACCU